Durusdinium trenchii is the source of this 1082-nucleotide messenger RNA. Lineage: Eukaryota; Dinophyceae; Suessiales; Symbiodiniaceae. The record is from the annotation of a GenBank genome assembly.
CCAUGACUUCAGAUGAUUUAAGAUCUUAGUCUUUGCCACAUGUGUUCACCAUGGACACCUCCCAGCUGCGUUUGGUCUGUGGCCAGAGACGAAGUGCCUUGAUCCGGGCACAGAACUUGCACGCGCAACUGGAAGACAAGGCGCGCCAGAUCCAGGAGGCUUCUGCUGAAGAAGCACUUGAGGCCGAACAAAGAGUGUUGCUUUUGACUGCUGGCCGCCAGAGGGCACAGGAACGAUCGAAGGCUCUGAAAUUGGGUGUGUUGGAAGCGAGCCACGAGGUUGAAAGCCUGCGCUGGCGCGUGAGUGCACUGCAAAGGCUGCAGGAAGCAGAACCACGUGGCGCACAAAAUGAAGAGUUGCUGCUGCUCCGGCGGAAACGCUUCGCCGUGGAGGAGGAAUACAGGACUCAUGUGAUGUACAAGGCUGAGAAGCGACGGGAGGACACUUCCGAAAGCCUGCUCACGGUUCAGGAAGCCUUGAGGGCCUUCGCAGAGGGCGCUUGCGCCACCUUUGCGGAACAAUACCAGGCACCUUUGAUGAGGCGGCUGGCGUGUUAGAGGCCUCGUUGCAGCGCUUGCAACAGCAAUUGCAAGGCGCUCGCAAGAAGACCAACGCUUGCCGACAGGAGUUUCUGCAGAGCGGCCAUGAUUUGAUGAAGGCCUUUGCCGCCUUAGUGGAUCGUGAUGAGAUCGAUGAGUCCUCAAGCAGGCUUCAAGCGCCUUUGAUGGAGCUCCAUCAAGCCGCUGCACGCUGGAGACAUUGGGCACACAGCGGGGAGCUGUGACGCUGCAGCUGCGCAUGCUGCGUCCAUCGUUUCGAGCCCAAAAAGACACCGAAUUGCUGGGCCUGCCGCUGCAUUCGAGACACUUAUCUCGGUUUUAAGUGGAGCUUGCUUUGGGCUUCAAGUUCCAACGGAGCUCCCUUUCUUGGCCGCGAUCAUCCACCGAGCUCGCUACGUGCGCGACAGACCCUGAGGGUUUGCAUUUGGCACGGCCGAAGUAGAAUUCGCAAGACUCUGUGGCGGAGCUGGGCACCGGGACCCGUUGACCUAGUGCUGGCGGGUGGAGUGGGACGGACGCUUA